Molecule: messenger RNA, 3255 nt
Organism: Aspergillus sclerotioniger CBS 115572
Lineage: Eukaryota; Fungi; Ascomycota; Eurotiomycetes; Eurotiales; Aspergillaceae
Product: C6 transcription factor
Exons: 7
Coding region: 1-3255 (1084 amino acids)
Biological process (GO): regulation of DNA-templated transcription; DNA-templated transcription
Cellular component (GO): nucleus
Molecular function (GO): zinc ion binding; DNA-binding transcription factor activity, RNA polymerase II-specific; DNA binding
Source: RefSeq, a predicted model, not a curated record
AUGUCCCUUUCAUUCACAACCCGAGGGUCCACGCGAUCUUUCCUUCGCCAGCACUCCCAGCCCAACCUCUCAACCCGGUCAUUCUCAACCCGGUCAUUCUCAACCCGGUCAUUCUCAACCCGCCAUCCUCUCCGCACUCCCACCUCCACCUCCGCAUCAACCAUCGCCACGUCCUUUCUCUCCCGUUUCCAAUCCCUCGGUCCACAAACCCGUACCCAAACCCUCGAUGCAAACCAGCUCCAAUUACUAUCCCUCACACUGAACCGCCCCUCCCUCUUCCCCAAUUCCCCCUCCCUCUCAAACACCCCAACUUCUCUCCCCCUCGGCACGCCCCUCCCCGCAGGCUACCAUCUCGUCUACUUCACUCCCGCAUUCCUCGAAAAUGAACUCGGCGCCGACGGCACCGACACCUCCUAUAACCCUGCCUCGCCGUUCACCCGUCGCAUGUGGGCCGGCGGCGAGGUCCACUGGCCUCGGGGAAAAGACGGGAAGCCGAAUCCCCUCCGAGUGGGGCAGGAGGUUCAGGAGAUGACGACCGUGUUGAGCGCGGAGCCGAAAAUCGUGCGGAAGACUGGCGAGGAAAUGAUUGUUGUGGGGGUGGAGAAGGAGUUUAGGAAUGAGCAUGGGGUGGCGGUUUUGGAUCGUAGGAACUGGGUCUUUCGCAAAGCCCUCACCACCCCGGCACCUAGUACUUCUUCUUCUGCCAGUCCCCCAGCAACAGAAGCGUUCAAUGGCCCAGCGAGUUCAUCUACCGUGACGAGUGGAAGUACGCAUACGCGCACGUUGCGUCAAACAGCCGUGACUUUAUUCCGAUUCUCGGCGUUGACGUUUAAUCCGCAUAAGAUUCAUUAUUCGACGCCGUGGGCGCGGGAUGUGGAAGGUCAUAAGGAUAUUGUUGUGCAUGGGCCGUUGAAUCUUAUCUCGAUCCUGGAUUUAUGGCGUGAUACGCGGAAGACGGAUGGGAAGGGGGAGGGAUUGGUUUUUCCGGAGAAGAUCUCUUACCGGGCUACGAGUCCGUUGUAUGCGGAGGAUGAGUAUAAGAUUGUGUUGGAUGAGGGGGCGGGGGAUGGAGUGGGAAGGGUGCAGAUUGUUGCGCCGGGUGAGGUGGUUGCUAUGAAGGCGGAGAUCCAGUUGAAAUGCGAUCGCAUCCAUCCCUGCACGAACUGCAAGAAAAGAAAUGAGGGGAGUACAUGUACUUUCAUUGGGCGGGGUCCGAGAGGGAAAGUCUCGAAUGGCCGGACGAGUCCUACCCAUGUUCAGGAUCGGUUGCAGCAUUUGGAGAAUUUGAUUUUGUCGUUUACGCAGCAGCAACAACAUCAGCAGCAACAGCAGAGGGUCGGGGGUGAGCAGGUUGUGGGUGCGGGCGCGUCUGCACCGCAGCAGCAGCGGACGCCGUCGUCGACGGAAGAGGAGGGAUCAUCGCCUUCGGCGUCGGAUCCGGCUGGACGGUUGGUGGUUGGGGAGGAGGGGACGAGGUAUAUUGAUGGGGCGCAUUGGAGUGCUAUUCUUGAAGAGAUUAGCGGGGUGAGGGAGUAUUUGCGGGAUAAUGAGGAUAUGGGACCCUCGGAUGAGGAACAAGGGGAUGAGGAGACAGUGGGUUCUUCGCCGGCGCCGACGCUGUUGUUGGGCUUGCAACGGCAGGUCAGUCGGGAUGAGUUGCUGGAUGGGUUGCCUCCGAGGCCGGUGGCCGAUCGGUUGGUGGCCCUGUUUGUGAAUAGUAAAGAGCCGACGACGGCUGUGGUGCAUAUGCCGACGUUUCAGAAAGAGCAGUAUACUCGGUUCUGGUCAAGGCCGAGGGAUGUCUCCAUCGCUUAUAUGGCGUUUCUGUAUGCAUGUCUUACGAUGGCGGUUUCGAUUCAUCAGCGCACAGGGGAGCCGUUGCCGGUGGAUCUAGGGGAUCCGAUGGAGGUCGCCAAUAACUUCCGGCUCUUGACGGCGCAGAGUCUCGUCAGGUCGAACUAUACAGUGCCUGGCCGGUACAAAGUGGAGGCCCUCUUCAUCUACACGAUGGCCGAGUUCUACCGGAGUGAGGAUGCCCAGGUCGGAGUGUCGUUUCUGCUGGGAAACACCAUCCGGCUGGCUAUGCGGACAGGAUACCACCGUGACCCUCGGCAGUUCCCUGAUGUGUCGCCAUACGAAGGCGAGAUGAGGCGGCGGGUCUGGGCGAUUAUUCGCCAGCUGGAUAUCCUGAUCUCGUUUCAGGUUGGACUUCCGCGCAGUGUACAGGACUGGCAGCAAGACGUGGAGCUUCCGCGCAAUAUUUCUGACCAGGAUUUCGAUGAAUCGACCACAGAACUGCCGCCGUCUCGACCGGAGACCGAACUCACUCCGAUGGCGUAUAUCCGCGGCAAGUCGCGGCUCAUGGCUGUGUUUGGCAAGAUCUCCGAUCUGGCGUACUCGCGCGAACCGGUGACAUAUGAUGAAACGCUUGCCUUGGAUCAACAGCUCAAUGAAGCGCAUGAGCUCAUUCCGCCGGUCUUCAAGAUGCGUCCUCUCGAUCAGUGCGUUGUGGAUCCUCCGUACCAAAUCUUAAGACGGUACACGCUGGAGCUGCUGUAUCUGAAAUCCCGCUGCGUGUUGCAUCGGAGAUACCUGACUGAAGUGCACACCAACCCGCGCUAUGCCUUUUCGCGGUGGGUGUGCAUGAGCGCGUCCCAUGAGAUUCUCCAGCACCAGGCGCGUGUAUACCAGGAAACGCAGCCGGGCGGUCUUCUCUACCGGGACCGUCAAUUCCCCAACUCGCUUCAGAACGCGGACUAUCUGCUUGCCGCGAUGAUCCUUUGCCUCGAGCUGUUACAGAACCCUACCGGGGUGCAGACGGAGGGCGCCGACAAAGAUGUAGCCCACUGCCGGGAGGAUCUGCUCUCGACCAUUGAGACCUCGCAUCGGAUAUUUGACCAACUGCGUCAAAAAUCAGCAGAUGCGCAGAAAGCAUACGCAGCACUGACGAUCAUGCUCCGGCGGGUGAAGGGGGCGACGGGCAGCGAGAAACUGGCUGGUGAGUCCGAGGAGAUGUUGCGGUAUACGCUGCUAACGGGUCCAGCGCAACCACCACCGUACGGAAACUGGUCAGAGAGCCCAUACCCAUUGGGUGAGAUACCGAUGGGCAUCACGCCGGAGUAUCACUCGCUCGACGUGAUCGGGGAGAUGCUCGACGCGCCAACCAAUCUAGACUGGCAUCUCUGGGACCAGCAGAUCCGGGACGCGAACAUGGGGUUAUGGGAUGAUACCAAUGUGGAAGACAUGGCUAUAUAG